AUUUCGCUACAGUGCCACUACGGAAUACGGUUAACUUUACCACUGAAAAUUUUGCUAAAAUCAAUAAUAAAUAAUGCUUCCGCCAUUGUGUACUGAAUAUAAUGUUUUCAGCGUUUUGUAAAUAGCUUUAAAUUUAAAUGAAAAUGCAAUUUUAUAUUUUAUACAACGAAAGACUAACUCUAUUAUAACAAUGAACGGGUGUUGUAAAUUUAUUAUAGUGCUUCUUUCAAUUAAAUCAGUGCAUCUAUAUUGUGGUCCAUACAAUGGACAAAUUUGUAAGCACUAUUCAACUGGAUUCGUGUGGUACAACCACACGGGAGGCCUUGAAAACGAAAAGAUUACGACCGGACUAUGGAAAGAAAUGAUAUCCACCUUGAAGGAACCUUGUCGAAGCAAAGCUGAAAAACUACUCUGCGCCUAUGCCUUCCCCAAGUGCAUCGUUAAAGAUAGUGAAGGUUAUUUCGCAUUGCCGCUGUGUUACGAAGACUGCAUGGCUGUUAAAAUGCAAUUCUGUUACAACGACUGGAUCGUUAUUGAAGAACAGAAACGACGCGGCGUAUUCUUUGAGUCUAGGGGACACUUUCGAUUUCCAGAAUGUAAGGACCUCCCGAAAUUCUCCGGAAGAGGUUCUCAAGUGACUUGUAACAAUGCAGGAAUAAUAGAUAUGGACUACAGUCAAGUGACAACAACAUGCAUCCGAGGAAACGGCAGGUAUUACCAGGGAACUGUAAAUGUAACUGAAACUGGUCUAGCUUGCCAGGCUUGGGAAUCCCAGCAUCCUCACCAACACACAAGACCUCCUUUAGUAUUCCCUGAAGUUCAAAACGCAACUAAUCACUGCAGGAAUGCCGGUGGUGAGGAACGCAAACCCUGGUGUUACACCAUGGACCCUAACGUGAGGUGGCAAACUUGUGACAUACCUACAUGUGCCAAUUUUAGUGAAGAAAUAGACAAUAUAAAUGGACCAAUGAUUAUGGAGAAUUAUUUUACACCUAGCUUUGUCUUAUUGCUCUCAGUCGGAGGACUAGGAUGUAUUCUAGGUAUAGCAUCCAUUGCCCUCUUGUGCCACUAUUUUUUGAAAAAUCACUAUUCUCAAUGUAAUGUAUCAAGCCGGAGAAAUUUGCAAAAUGUUGACAUUGAUUUGGAUAAGCUACCAAGUAAUUUGGCUUACCACACGACUGGUGCUCAACUUAACCCUAAGUUGGAAAAAUUGGAGUUUCCUAGAAACAAUAUUAUUUACAUCCGCGACUUAGGUCAGGGUGCAUUUGGAAGAGUUUUCCAAGCGAAAGCUCCUGGCUUAGUUCCUGAAGAAGAAUUCACUUUGGUUGCUGUUAAAAUGCUCAAGGAUGAAGCUUCACAUGAUCUCCAACUAGACUUUGAAAGGGAAGCGUGCUUGUUAGCUGAUUUUGAUCACCCAAACAUUGUCAAAUUACUAGGUGUAUGUGCUAUAGGGCGCCCAAUGUGCUUGUUAUUUGAAUAUAUGGGUAAAGGCGAUCUUAAUGAGUACUUGAGAGCAAGCAGCACUGCAACAAAUUUUCCACCUGGUGUGGAAAAUAGAGAGGACUUGAGACUCCUGGUCACUCCUCUCAAUCACAUGGAUCUCCUGCACAUUGCCAGGCAGAUUGCUUCCGGUAUGGUGUACCUCUCUGAUAGAAAAUUUGUGCACCGUGAUUUAGCUACUAGAAACUGUCUUAUUAAUGAUGACAUGGUUGUUAAAAUUGCUGAUUUUGGAUUGUCACAUAAAAUAUAUUUACAAGAUUACUACAAAGGUGACGAGCAUGACGCUAUACCAGUAAGAUGGAUGCCCUUAGAGAGCAUAUUGUACAAUAAAUAUACACUAGAAUCAGAUGUAUGGGCAUACGGUGUAUGUCUUUGGGAAAUAUUUUCUUUUGCCUUACAACCAUACUUUGGUAUGACUCAUGAAGAAGUAGUGAGAUUCUUGAAAGACGGAAAUGUUCUCGCCUGCCCUGACAAUACACCUAGAUGUGUUUAUGAUUUAAUGAAACAAUGCUGGAACCAUCAUCCCAGUGAUCGUCCAAAUUUUAGAGUUAUAUACCAAACAUUGGAUAAUAUACAAAUGAUACUGGAGAGAACUCAUUCUAAUUGAUUUAUUUUAUUUUACUGAGAUAUAUACAGUGAUUGGACAAGAAAGAAAUAUUUUAUCUACCAUUAUUAUGAUUGUAUGCAAGAUAAUGUUUCUUGUCUCAUCUUUAAAUGUACAUAUAUAAAGCCUUAGGUAGUUAUUUCUUUAAAAGUAUCCUGUACAUGUAAAUGUAAUCUUUAAGUAUUUAUUGUGUGUGUUAAUUUUACAGCAACUGAUUCAAAUAGUCAGGAUGUCUGAUGAUUGUUUGUGUUCCAUAUGACUUUUCUUAGAACAUGACACAAAUUCAUAGAAUUUAGUUUCCUAAUAUACUUUGCACAGUAAGUUUGAUAAGACUUGUUGCUCACAUAUCUCUCAACCAUUAUAGAUUGCUUAUCUAUGUUACGGUUAAAUUGUAAAAUACGUAUUUGACUGACAUAUGUGUUUCAUUCCUAACUCUAUGGACACAGAACAGUCUGCUGUAAGGCCGACCAAUCAGGGGCAAGUUCGGACAGUUGAUGUUCUAAGAUUGCAAUUUAAAGGUUUCACUUCCGAUAGAUUAUAAUAUACCAAAAAAUAACACAUUAAAUUGUAAUCAGUAUUUUCAGUUCACAAUAUGACGGUAGAUUAUAAUAUCAUGAGUGACAUUAUAAACUAAUGUAUUUUACAAUCUAACGGUGACAUUUAUAUUGAUUUUAGAUUUCUUACUAUUUCAUUAAUCAGCAUUAUCAAUAUAACAAGACUGAUUUUGGUUACUAUUGUUUUCAUAUAGAUUAGGUAUAAUAAUGUUUACUUUGUGUAACUAUUUUAUGUUAAACAUCUGUCUUGUAUUUUAUUGUAGUAAUGUGCAGUUAUAAAUUCUAUCUACCACUACUUAUAAUUUUUUUUUUUGCCACAAGUUUGCCAAUUUAAAUUAGUUUUAUGAAAGCGAUUCAAUAUAGUGGUAUAAUUAAAUACCUGUAUGUAUAGAACACAUUAUUUUUCAUAGCCCUUAAUCUAAUUGAUUAAUUAUAUUUGUAGAAAUUUUACCAAAAAUUUGCUUUCAGUAAGCAUGAGUGUCAAAUAGAAUAUUUUAUAAUUUAAUUUUGCAAGAAUGCCAUCCAAUAGACCAACGAUAAUGUAUGAUUUUCUUUAUUGGGUGCAUAAAUAUUGGAUUGUUCUCACUGCCAAGUAUUAAUUGUACUUAUUUAUAUUUAUAAGAAUGUAAUUUUUUUUUAAAAUAAUUAUCUUACAAUUUUGUAUUUUUAUGAGACAAUUUUACAUUUAAUUUAUUAAGUUAUGUUAAUAUUUGUCGUUAAGAAUAAAUGAUUCGAUUUUUAAUAAA
Bicyclus anynana (squinting bush brown) is the source of this 3404-nucleotide messenger RNA. RefSeq names its product tyrosine-protein kinase transmembrane receptor Ror2 (gene Nrk). Gene Ontology annotation, molecular function: ATP binding; protein binding; transmembrane receptor protein tyrosine kinase activity. The transcript has a single exon. Gene Ontology annotation, biological process: multicellular organism development; cell surface receptor protein tyrosine kinase signaling pathway; protein phosphorylation. Gene Ontology annotation, cellular component: signaling receptor complex. NCBI's taxonomy places the organism in Eukaryota, Metazoa, Arthropoda, Insecta, Lepidoptera, Nymphalidae. The coding region runs from base 191 to 2107 and encodes 638 amino acids. The record is from RefSeq and is a predicted model, not a curated record.